Messenger RNA from Purpureocillium takamizusanense, 2447 nucleotides. RefSeq lists its product as uncharacterized. The record is from RefSeq and is a predicted model, not a curated record. Bases 454 to 1596 code for a protein of 380 amino acids. Lineage: Eukaryota; Fungi; Ascomycota; Sordariomycetes; Hypocreales; Ophiocordycipitaceae. The transcript has a single exon.
CCCCCCAAAGAGCACAUGGAUGAGUGUUUGUGUGUGUGUGUGCGUGUUGGAUCAACGAAUGCCCAGACUGAGGUCCUGUGCUGCUGCCGCUACCUCUGCCGCUGUCACUGCCGCCGCCUUUGUCGCUCCCCAUUACCGCCCUGCGUCACUCGCCCGCAGCUGCCACCUUCGCAUCACCAUCUCACCCUCCCCCGUCAACCCAGGGCAGCGGCGAAUGGCGACGUGAACGCACUGCCAGAACCCGCCUGCUCCGCCAUCCAUCCCGACCUUGCCUUGCCCCCCCUAUCCUUCCCCCCUCGCGGGCCCGUCGUCGUUUGUUCUCGCAUGCACUAAGGCGUUGGGAGACACGCUGCAUCAGACCGACGAGGGCUCACCGUCUCCGCAGCUCGUCCCGACGUCACCGUUGCCACCCGUCAUCGCCUGCCGCGGCAUACGUCGACACUCCCAUCGACCAUGUCUCUCGCCGAGGCGCCGUCGCUCAAGAGUGGCGAGGCCUACAGGGGCACACCCGACGACAGCAGCUACGACGAUUCGACACCGCGAGCUACCGACAACGCGGAGCCCGAAUCCCAGGCGAGUGACGGCAACAAGAAGAGCACCAAGGGCAAGAAACGAAGCUUGUUUGGCUUCGGCAAGAAGAAGCCCGACACAUCCUUCAAGUCUGGGUCCAGCACUGAACCGCCCUCGCUGCCCAAGGACGGCUCCAAGCUCUCGUCGACGUCUCGAUCUACGGCGUCGCCGACCCCCAACACGACGACGCAAGGCGAACACGGCCACCCCUUUGUGCUACCAGCCUCGCCAAGCCGAGGCCUGUCGGGCUCACCCCGCGUGUCGUCCCCCGCAGGCUCUCAGAUCUUUGAGCGCGAUGUCCAGGACAGCACCGUGCUGAAGCCGAGCUCCCCGGCGAUCCCGACUCACAUUCAGACCGAGAACUACAUCCCGUCGGUGCUCGACGACGCGUCCGAAGCCAUUACCAAUCACAAGCUCGACCCAGAUGCCGUCGAGAUUGUUACCCACUCUUCACACCAGCCUGCGUCGGUCACGGUCACUGGAGCGGCCGCGACGCAAGGCAGCAGCACCCCGUACGACCAGACGUCGAGUGAGUGGGCCGCGGAGCUGGCCUCCUUUGCGGACCACGUUGGGCUGCCCCCCGAUAACGCAUCUCACUACGGCUCUCUGGACUCUGCAGACGUGCGCAGAUUGUCCUUUAUCUCGUUCGCAGACGUCGUCCAAGCCGAACACAACCCGCACGCCACCACCGUCGGAUCGCGCGAGAGCAUACACUUGGCAGGGCUGACGUCCAUUCCCCCGCCGUUACUGAACCGCUCGCCGUCGCCGAUCCGCUCGCCGGUGUCUAGCCAGGGCCCUGGAACGAGCCCUCCGACGAGCAAUCCUGGCAGCAUGAAGGGUGUCGACUUGAGCCCUCCUCGCAAGCCGCUAGGAAGCCCGGCCAGCGGCGGACCACACAACCUCGCUGCGCCAAACGAUCUGAAUAUCGAGACGAUGCGGCAAGCGCUGAGACGGACAGGAAGCGCAGACCUGGGUGGCGUGCGGAGCCUGCCCCAGAGCCCGUUGGAAGGGCCCGGGUCCCGCUGAUCGAACCGACGGGGCUUCUUACCUUUUAUUGCUGCAGCAAGACCUCUUGAGGACCUCUUGAGGCGUCUUUCUUUCCCGAUCGUUUUUGUUUUUUUGAUAGUGUACGGGAGUACAGGAACUUGUUACAGAUGUUUGGCAACUGGGAGUUGGAAGAGCCUGUUCUUGGCGUCGAUUGAGCUUCAAGGCUAUGCUGCACAAACACGCUCAUACAGGGCGCGUAUAUUUCGUUGCUGAUUCUGUCAUUGGCAGUAUGUAUCUACACGGAGGGAAGUGUCUGUUUCUGCCAUGGCCUUUGUUGGUUGGCUCGAGCAGAGGCUGAGAUGAGAGCCAGCCGUCGUGCGUGGAGGCUCGAGCGAAUCGGCACACGGGCUUUUUGGUCUUUGUAACCCGAACCGAACACGCAACGAUAUGACCACUUUCGUUAGCAUGCGGGGGAAGCAGCAGAUUGCAGGUGUCGAAAAGCACAGGAGGCGCACGGGGCGUGGGGGCACAGAUGGCUUUGUAUAUAUGGUUUUUAAUAUAUACGGGCUGUCGUGUACCAGGGACGCGAAACGUUUUGACUGUUGAGUUGGAGGAGGAGGCUGCGGGCCGGACACAUACACACACACACACACACACACACACACACACACACACACACACACACGCACACACCUCCGACAGCACCCUGUCCGUCCCUCGUGACCGUGGCCGGGAGACGACGAUAACUCUGCCUCCUGCCUCCUUGUCCCACGUUGGACCGUCGAGGCGGUGCCCUCAUUUUGGGACGCACGUGCGUACGUCGGCCGUCAGAGGGGAGGGGGGACCGGGGCUUCAUGCACACCUAUGCAGCUCACCGCUUCGUACCGGGG